CGGAAGAACCGUGCCAACGCACUCUCGGUUUUCAAUUCGCCUUUCGCCGUGCGGCCCGGUCACAGUCGACCAACGUGGUCGCCGGAGUCGGUGCAUGUUGCAAAAUUACCAAUUGGUUCGUUAACCCACUUCCUCAGUUGUUCGCCGCCCGCUGCGGCCGCCAUCCGGUGCGCGAGUAAUGUGAAAACAAUCUGUGCUUUCCUAAUAUUGUUUGUGACGAUCAGUAAUAAUUAUAGCCGAUGCAAGAACUUUUCGCGCGUAAUUAGCAAGUUUUCUUUCUACAAGAAUGUGAAUGUUUCAGUGAAAAAAAAAACACCUAGCAUGCCAAUAUUUUGUGCAGUGAAGUAUAUUCGUAAUUUCCUAAUGAAUUUAAGGAGACAGGUUUACAAAAAUGCUACGACGUCGAGGUACUUACACAGUUAAUGCCGAUCCAGAUAAUCGGCACAGCAAAACAAAAUACGUAGAUCCUGCUAAGUUUGUUGUGAAAAAGACAGGCAAGGACGGCUCAAAGGUGACGACUGUAGUGGCGACGCCGGGGCAGGGCCCCGACCGGCCGCAGGAGGUGAGCUAUGCCGACAUGAAACUCAUCGGUAACGGCAGCUUCGGCGUCGUCUACCAGGCCAAAUUAUGCGACACCGGCGAGCUCAUUGCCAUCAAAAAGGUGCUCCAGGACAAAAGGUUUAAGAACCGAGAGCUUCAAAUCAUGCGACGACUGGAGCAUUGUAAUAUUGUCAAAUUGAAAUACUUCUUUUACUCCAGUGGAGAAAAGGCGGCAGUGCCCGCAGCAGUGAGCUCUCUGUUAAACGCAAUGCAGUCACUUGAUGUCGCAAAAGACGAAGUGUACCUGAAUCUGGUGCUGGAGUACAUACCUGAGACCGUGUACAAAGUUGCGCGUCACUACUCCAAAGAUGAACAAACCAUACCCAUUAGUUUUAUAAAGCUAUACAUGUAUCAGUUGUUCAGAAGCCUCGCGUAUAUCCAUUCGCUGGGUAUAUGCCACCGGGACAUCAAGCCGCAGAACUUGCUGCUGGACCCGAAGACUGGAGUACUGAAGUUGUGUGAUUUUGGUUCCGCGAAACACCUCGUCCGCGGCGAGCCCAACGUCUCGUAUAUUUGCUCGCGGUACUAUCGCGCUCCGGAGCUCAUUUUCGGCGCCAUUGACUACACCACAAAGAUCGAUGUUUGGAGUGCUGGUUGCGUCGUUGCCGAAUUGUUAUUGGGGCAACCCAUAUUCCCUGGAGACUCCGGGGUCGACCAGCUCGUUGAAAUCAUCAAGGUAUUAGGCACACCGACACGAGAACAAAUACGAGAGAUGAAUCCAAACUACACUGAAUUUAAAUUCCCUCAAAUCAAGAGCCACCCCUGGGCGAAGGUGUUCCGCGCGUGCACGCCGCCGGACGCGAUCUCGCUGGUGUCGCGGCUGCUGGAGUACACGCCGGGCGCGCGCCUGUCGCCGCUGCAGGCGUGCGCGCACAGCUUCUUCGACGAGCUGCGCGAGCCCACCGCGCGCCUGCCCAACGGACGCCCGCUGCCGCCGCUCUUCAACUUCACCGACUACGAGCUCAGCAUCCAGCCCUCGCUCAACGAGUUCCUCAAGCCGCGCGGCGCCGCCGGGCCCGCCGACGCGCCGCCCGCCGCCGCCGCGCCGCCCGACCUGGCGCACGACGCGGCCGGCGCCGCCGGGGCCGCGGCCGGCGCCGGCCCGGGCGCCGCGCCCGAGCCGUCCGGCGCGCGCGCGCACUGACCGCGUCACUCCGCAGCCGGGGCCGACGGGGAGGAGGGGCAGGCGGGGGAUGCAGAGGGCUUGAGCCGCCAUAGUCGGCGGGAGGGUAGAUCCGCCGUAGAUUCCGACCCGCCGUGUGAUCACUUUGUACUUUUGUAAGCUCAAAUUGUCUCCUUGUGUACAUACCUUGAACGCGAGUUUCGGUACGUUCGUUCGGUAAACGACAGAUUAUCGUCUGGAUAAAUUGUUUUGUUUGAUUUCCACGUCGCGAUGUCGUCCGCUGUCGCUUCGACUCUGCGAGGUGGGCGCUGCGCCUGGCCGGAGUCGCCCUGAGGUAGCCGCGUGAUACUUUAGUGAGAAGUACGACGCAACCUUUGCUUGGGCCGUGUAAUAAGUAGGGAAGACAUAUUCAGUAGUGCAUUAGUGUAUUUAUUGUUGGAGUCGUAUCACUAACUCGAGAAACUUGUACGAAACGUAUGCCUAGUGUUAUUUCAACGAUAAAACUCCUUAGCAGAUGGAUUGUUUUUUUGCAUACAUAGAAAACAUACUUGUAAAUUUUUAUAACUAGUAUAAACUGAUCUCUCAGAUAAUUUAUAAUGAUAAUAUCUCAGAAUAUAAUGUAUUUGUAUAAACAUAUUUCAGAGAAUAUAAAUUUUUAGAUUUACUGCAUAUAGAUAUUUGAUUUUUUGGCUACUUCUGUCUUAGAAUUUUUCCUUUUUGCAGUUUACUUUGUCUUAUCCAGUGCUGGAUAUGUGUAUUGUACCUACGUAAUAGUACUGUCAGUGUCCUAAGAUAACGAAAUAGUUUUUCGAUAAUAUUGUAUUCUAUAUUCAAUAAAUGAUAUUUCUAUUAUAUAAAAUUUGUCAUUGAAAACACUACGGUUAUUAGUAGUCAUUUAUGGAAAUGAUGAUAAAGUAAUGCUAUAUUUCAUUGUCAUAGUUUUAAGUAUUCAAAUAAUUUCAUUUUGCACUUCGAUUUGGCAUACAAAUUAGGUGUAGACUAACAAAUGUUUUACUCAUGAUAUAGAAGUAGCCUGUUGGUGUUGGUCGGUGUGAUGUUAUUACCCAAUGCACCACUCUUACACGCAAGGGAGGCAGCCGUGAAUACAUACAAGUUGCAAAUGAUGAACAUUAUGUAUAAUCUCAUUUGGACCAAGGCGCAGAUUUGCAAAUAAUCUAUUGCACAACAUGUAGUGUUAGCUUGUGUUUUAAAUGUUUUUUCUGGAUCGGUAGAGUAUACAUUUAACGUUUGCAACUUAACACACUGUGCUGUCCUGACAUGUCGCGGAUAUUUUUACAUUCAUCGAUGAUUGUAAAUGUUUUAUUCCGAAGUGUUGACGUAAAGUUACAUACCGGUCUCGAUCAUGGGAUGAUAAACUUACAUACAUCUGUAUUGCAUAUUAUGUACCAUUGUACUUGCUAAUUACUUAUAAAUUAUUGUAUCGUUAAGAGAAGCGCUCGGCGCAUCGAUUUCAAAUCACACAUAGUGGAGCUUAGUUGUCGUCGUUAAGGCUAUUGGUUUGCUGAUACACUUUAUGAUUCGUGUAAAUAUAUUAUAAUUAUGUUUACGGUAUGACUCUGGAGCGUCGCGGAGGCCGGGGGCGGGGGGCUCGGCGCGGAGCCUCAGCGCGGCCGCUGCGACCUCAGUAAGAGAGACACGGUAGUUUAGAUACGCAUAUUUUUAUUAAGUCUAUCUAUGAAUAUGAAUUUUGUAAUCGACGUUGCUUCUAAAGACCCUUUGUGUAAAAAGUUAUAAGACAAACUAGUGACCUGAAUGUUCGAAGCGAUGUUUGAACGUCUUUUAUCCCACUGAAUUCUCACUUUCACGAUUUGCUAGCACACUUGCUACAUGAGAAUUUCGCGUAAAAACAUAGAUCGAAAUGGAGUUAUGACUUAUAUAAAUUAUUUAAAGUAAAGUUUUCAUAUUACUAUAACUGUAAAAUUAAAUUUAAUAGUGAGUGAAAUUUGUAUUUUGUUUUAAUAUUUGUUUUACUGAAUUUGAAUACGUCGUAACACCCAUAUCGUUGUUAGUUAUGAAUGAAAAAUAACAUAAUUAUAAAAGUAAAUAUUAAAUGAAUAGCAAUUA
This is a messenger RNA of Manduca sexta (tobacco hornworm), 3808 nucleotides long. RefSeq names its product glycogen synthase kinase-3 beta (gene sgg). NCBI's taxonomy places the organism in Eukaryota, Metazoa, Arthropoda, Insecta, Lepidoptera, Sphingidae. Gene Ontology annotation, biological process: negative regulation of canonical Wnt signaling pathway; protein phosphorylation; signal transduction. Gene Ontology annotation, cellular component: cytosol; axon; cytoplasm. The transcript is spliced from 9 exons. Gene Ontology annotation, molecular function: ATP binding; protein serine/threonine kinase activity. Bases 392 to 1744 code for a protein of 450 amino acids. The record is from RefSeq and is a predicted model, not a curated record.